This is a messenger RNA of Magnolia sinica, 1079 nucleotides long. Its product is annotated as protein STRUBBELIG-RECEPTOR FAMILY 2-like. Gene Ontology annotation, molecular function: protein binding. The transcript is spliced from 11 exons. NCBI's taxonomy places the organism in Eukaryota, Viridiplantae, Streptophyta, Magnoliopsida, Magnoliales, Magnoliaceae. Bases 51 to 1079 code for a protein of 342 amino acids. The record is from RefSeq and is a predicted model, not a curated record.
GAAUUCUCAACAUCUUUUGGAAGGCAAACAUAGAUACAUAUCUCGUAUCAAUGGCCAAACAUCACAUUAUAUUUCUUCUCUUCACAUUCAUCUUCUGGGCAGUACUGUUUUCUGAAACAUCAGCAGUGACCGAUCCUUUGGAUGUCGCAACUCUGCAGGGCCUUUACAUCUCCCUAAACUUCCCACCCCAACUCACUGGAUGGAAAUUUGUAGGUGGUGACCCCUGUGGAGAAAGCUGGGAAGGAAUCAAAUGCUCUGGAGAUGCCAUCCAAUCCAUCAAAAUUUGUGGGCUACAAAUCACUGGAACGAUGGCUUUCGAGCUUGCUAACCUCCGAUCACUUGAGGAACUGGACGUCAGUAACAAUAGCAUUCAUGGCGUAAUUCCUUUAUUUUUGCCCCCCAGUGCAACCCAUAUAAACCUGGCAUUCAAUCGGCUGAGACAGGAUAUUCCAUUCUCCAUAGCUUCCUUGAAAUCUCUCCGUUAUUUGAAUCUGAGUCACAAUUCCCUCUCUGGUUCCAUUGGGGACAUAUUUACUGGUCUGGAGAAUCUAAAACAAAUGGAUUUAUCCUACAACAGUUUCACAGGAAAUCUGCCCAUUUCAUUUGUUUCCUUGACGAGUCUUACUGCUCUUGACCUGCAGAACAACCAAUUUACUGGAUCAGUUAACUUCCUGGCGGGUCUCCCUCUAUCAUACCUUAAUAUUCGAAACAACUACUUCAGCGGUGUUGUUCCUAAGCAGUUUGAACUCAUUUCAAAUCUCAGUAUUGAGGGAAAUAUGUUUGCAACCAACACUGUCUGUCCACCGCCAAAUAUCACUCCUGAUAAUAGGCCGAGCUGUCAGAACAUCAAUAAUUCCACAUCAACUGAGAAUGAUAGCCAUGAUCAUAAAAUGUUGCCAAAUAUCACUCCUGAUAAUAGGCCGAGCAGUCAGAACAUCAACAAUUCCACAUCAACUGAGAAUGAUAGCCAUGAUCAUAAAAUGUUGGGGCGUGGGUCAAUAAUUGGGGCAACUGCAUGCCUAGUAACCUGUGUAGCAGCUCUUGUCAUAAUACACAAGCAUAUAUCCUACAUCAACUGA